Messenger RNA from Hibiscus syriacus, 381 nucleotides. RefSeq names its product sec-independent protein translocase protein TATA, chloroplastic-like. The record is from RefSeq and is a predicted model, not a curated record. Bases 1 to 381 code for a protein of 126 amino acids. NCBI's taxonomy places the organism in Eukaryota, Viridiplantae, Streptophyta, Magnoliopsida, Malvales, Malvaceae. The transcript is spliced from 2 exons. Gene Ontology annotation, biological process: protein transport.
AUGGAGUUUUUCUAUGACUCUUUCACUUUCAAGACCCCAGCAGCAGCAGCUUCACUUUUUCUCUCUUCUCCCCAAUCCAAUUUUAUUAGCAGCAGUAACACCAUUUUUUUGUUGAGCAGAUCAAAAUCCCAGAAAAAACCUGUUUCCUUUGUUGUCGGUCGACCAGGACGGAGGACAACAGUCGAGCCUGCUAGAAAGGGCUUUACUUGCAAUGCUUUGUUUGGUCUUGGGUUGCCAGAACUUGUCGUUAUUGGUGGAGUGGCUGCUCUUGUGUUUGGACCUAAAAAGCUGCCUGAAGUUGGCAAGACUAUUGGGAAAACUUUUCAAGAGUUUUCAGCAAGUUUGUCGAUUUCUUCACCUGGGUUUUUGCUCAAUAUGUAA